Molecule: messenger RNA, 1253 nt
Organism: Cuscuta campestris
Lineage: Eukaryota; Viridiplantae; Streptophyta; Magnoliopsida; Solanales; Convolvulaceae
Source: the annotation of a GenBank genome assembly
GCUGUAUUCUUCAUCAACAAACAAGAUCUCAGCUCCUCAAACCUGUCUACAUAAUCAUCUAUACUCCCAGUUUGCUGCAGUUUAUUAAAUUCUUCAACUACCUUCGAGCCUAGCUCGUCCUUGAAUCUGGCACUUAAAUCCACCACAAAAUCUUCCCAAAUUCGUACGUUGGACCCAUCAAACUGCGGAAACUCAACCUUGGGAUUAAAAUAGAGCGCAUGUAUUCAUGGACAUCCUGUGUAGAAAGGUGGAAUCUGAUUUUGAACUCAAGCAGCUGGUAGAAGAAGAGCUUUUUCAAUCCCUUAAGAAUGCUGUUGAAGAUGGUGAACAAUUCUCAACUUUUGUUGCUGGAGUGAAAACUCUUUUUGACAGUGAUGUGUUUAUUCAGGCAUGUGUUGAGGCACACAUUGAGGAUCCGUACUUGCUCCUUGAGUUAGGGCGUAGACUUAAUGCGGAACGCCACGAACGAAUAGAAGCUCUCAUGAGGGACACAUUCUUCCAACCCAUUUUGCAAGAGACACAAACCGAUGCCAUUAUUAGAGGAGUCCUCUCAGUUGUUUUUGGAUACUGGGGUGAUAAUGAUUGUUACCAUAAGGUGUCUGAAGCAGUUAGUGCAGAACGGAAGAAAAUUCCCAAACCUGAUCGCGGACCUCCAGUGGAGAUGGUGUAUGAUGAUAUUUCGAAUAUUGAUGUCUCUUCUGACAUUGAGGGUUUGAAAGAAGCACUGGCUGGUAGAUACAAAAAUGAUCCUAACCGCGAUUACAAUUAUAUAUGUGAAGAGAUUGAAAGGAACAAGUCUUAUUUUGAGGAGAAGGUCGGCCCUUUUUCCGCAAGUGUGAUCCCAAAGAGGAUAACAAGGUUGGGAGUUUUCUGGAUUGGCAAGUCCUUGACACUGAGUUGUUUAGACUUUAGCUAUUGAUGGAUUCAGAGACAAGGGUUUAGCAUAAUAGUGAGUAUAUGGAUGGAUUAGUUGACCAUGCUUUCAUCGUUGUUGAUUUGGAGUUUCAUCAAUGGGUAUAUUUGGACUGUGAUAUCAAAUAUGUGGUUAAGUUAGUGAUUAUUGUAGUUAAGAUUUGUAUGAUUCUUGGAUGAUUCUCUUAAAUGUUCCUUUCAUUAGGCAAAAUGUCACUUUAGUUUGAUUUGGAAGCUACUUUGGGUGGAUUUUGAGUUGUAUUCUCUAAAGGGGUUAGACGAGCAGUAUGUUAUUACAGUACUUUAAUCAUACAGCCUAAUAAUGAAAGCGGAUCAUAGAA